This is a messenger RNA of Trichobilharzia szidati, 1244 nucleotides long. The record is from the annotation of a GenBank genome assembly. NCBI's taxonomy places the organism in Eukaryota, Metazoa, Platyhelminthes, Trematoda, Strigeidida, Schistosomatidae.
AAUGUCUCACUAAAAAGUUCUUGUUGGUUUAUAUAAAUAUUGUAUAUGUACACCAACAUAACUAAUUCAUUUCGCUACACAUGUUGUUUUUGCGUCUUUCUUCACGAUUACCGAGUUUUCAAUGUCUCCGGUUUCUGAAUAAUACAACUGAAAUCUCCAAAAGAAUUGAUCGUUUCAAUGGAAUUCAUUUGAAUAUUAUUUCUUAUGAAAAUAAUGACUGCAAGAAUGUCAUUCAAUAUAUCAGUGAUGUAAUUAACGAUCCUGUGGGUUUUAAAGCUAUAUGGGUAACUUUGAAAUCAGAACACUGUGAACUUGUGCCUACUCUGUGUAAACCAUGCCCGCUUGGUUUGGGUUUAAAAUUUCACCAUGCCUGCGAUUCAGAAGCAACUCUAGUUCGUUGGUUGGGUGAAGGAGAAAGUCGACUGCCUAAUUAUGCUUCACAUCAAGUAGGAGUGGCUGGUGUAUUAACCAAUUCAGAUAAUUCUGAAGUAUUAAUGGUUCGUGAAAAAGGUGGUUCUUUGUUCACUGGUUGGAAAUUUCCUACUGGUUUGUUGAAUCCAGGAGAGAAUAUUGCUGAAGCAGCAAUGAGAGAAGUCUAUGAAGAAUGUGGAAUCCAGACAAAUUUUAGUGGAGUUAUCUCUUUCAGGCAACAACAUGAUUUUCCUGGUUCAUUUGGUUUAUCUGAUUUAUUGUUUACUUGUCGACUUCAAUUACCCAAUGGUGUUUCGAAACCUACAAUUAAAAGUUGCUCUUAUGAAAUUGCUGACUGUAAAUGGAUGAAUAUAUCUCAUUUGUUAUUAUCUGCUCAUGUACAUACAGUUGUAUCAUUGAAUGAAUCAAAAGCCUUCAAUCAUGACUGUGAAAUACACAUCACAACAUUCACGCAUAAAAUUAUUCAACUCAUCUAUAAUCAUUCAACUGUGCUGUCCAAUGAUGAAUUAACCCCGUACAGAGAAUCUUCUGUUAUUAAAGGCAAACCUUACGAUUUAUUUCUUCCGCGUUAUUUCAGUGCUAAGUAACGAUGGUGAUAAUGAUGAUGAUGGCGCUGAUAUGGAAUCUAUGUUUUCAGGAAUUUUAGUUUUCUUUUUACUAUUUUGAGAUGUUAAUGUUUAGAUCGAUUAUUUUAUGCCAAGAUUUUUUAUCCGCUCCCCUUCCUACUUGUUUUAGUUCUAUUUUGUUUGUGUAUUUCUCUAAAUUCGAACUCAGGUUAUUAUCUUUUAUUGAUUGAUUGAUUGGUCGAUCGA